This is a messenger RNA of Bombyx mori (domestic silkworm), 912 nucleotides long. Its product is annotated as guided entry of tail-anchored proteins factor 1. Bases 214 to 729 code for a protein of 171 amino acids. Lineage: Eukaryota; Metazoa; Arthropoda; Insecta; Lepidoptera; Bombycidae. Gene Ontology annotation, molecular function: protein-membrane adaptor activity. Gene Ontology annotation, biological process: tail-anchored membrane protein insertion into ER membrane. The record is from RefSeq and is a predicted model, not a curated record. The transcript is spliced from 2 exons. Gene Ontology annotation, cellular component: GET complex.
AUUUUCAAUUUGUCAAUGUUUGUUAUAUCAAUCAGUCCACAAUCAGUCACAUUCAUGUUUUUUGCAUUAUUUUAGAGCUGUAAAUAAACAUGUGCGCCUAAGUCUACGUUAAGCAACAUUCGUCAAAUAAUUCCGAUUCCUUCGUGCAACUUUCCCCAAAAACUUUCCGAAACUUGUCCAAUAAAACUUCUUGAAUUUGACUGUCAAUCUAUAAUGAUGCAGGUAGAAGUAAAAAAUUGGCAAUUGCUUUAUGGCACAGUUGUUGUUUGUAUUGUCAAUAUAUUGAUGCCGCAUUUGGCAAAAUAUAUUGUAUCUUGGUUCUACAGUCCAACCAAGGAAGAACUUCUAAAACUAGAAGAGCUACGUAAACUUUUAGAAGAACUGAACCAGAAAUCUAUUAAAGAUGAAUUUGCUGCAUACUCCAGAUUGCAGCGCAGAAUAAAUAAACUCGAGGCUGAAGUAAAAAAGAUGUCACAGUCUAGAAUUAGUGCAAGUGUAACAGUGAAUGCUUCUAUACAACUUGUUCUAGAGGUGUUGGUGGCAAUCAUAACUGUAAUUUCCAUAAUCUUCUUCCGGAAAAUACCUGUAGCCACUAUGAAGGGUGAUCUAUUUCCAUUCACAACUGUACUUCGAUACCCUAGUGAGCUCCCAAAUGCCAUUUCUGCUCAUGUAUGGAUAAUUAUCUCCAAUGUUACCCUUAAAGUUUUACUGAAACCUAUGUUGCCUUAAUGUAAUUACAGGUAUAUAUUAUGUUAUUCAUAAAUAUUCUGAAGUUAUUAUUUAUUGUACAUAAUAAUAGUAUGUUCAACACACCAUGACAAUGUUUUACUAAUUGAAAUAACAAUCCUGAAAGCUAGAUAUGUAUUAUUUUAUAAUUUAAUUUUAAAAUAAAUAGAGCUAUGAAUAAAAAAA